Aspergillus uvarum CBS 121591 is the source of this 1627-nucleotide messenger RNA. RefSeq names its product RTA1 domain-containing protein. NCBI's taxonomy places the organism in Eukaryota, Fungi, Ascomycota, Eurotiomycetes, Eurotiales, Aspergillaceae. The transcript is spliced from 2 exons. The record is from RefSeq and is a predicted model, not a curated record. Gene Ontology annotation, cellular component: membrane. The coding region runs from base 110 to 1357 and encodes 415 amino acids.
UCUCUUGCUACCUUCUUCCAAUGCCUCUUCAACCCCAUGUCACCUUCCACGUUCCUUGUGUUCCUUGUGAUCUCUUUCUCCGGGUUGCUAUAAACCACCUCAAACAAAUAUGCACCUGCAACUCUCAUUACUUCUUCUAUUGCUGCUUUCGGCAAGUCGAGUGGUUGCUGUGGCUGCACCGACUCCGGCGCUGACUCCAGCCCCUACUCUUCUUACUCCUUCUACAACGACCAAUGCUGGUCUUCAGCGAAGAGCCACUGCCACCAAUGACUAUGACCCCCAUAUCACAAUUGACAUUCCCACCAUCUCCAUCAAGCCCUUUAGCCUCAGUCUGUCGCUGGAUCUGCCGUCCAACACCUGCACCCCGACUAUUUCUCCCGAUGCCAACGGCUAUGUUCCUCCUGACCAGUGCAAUGCCCUGUACCAGUACUACCCGUCCUUUGGCGCCGCACUCGCCUUCUCCGUUCUCUUCGGCGUCUUGAUGAUCACCCACCUUGUUCAAGCCACUAUCCACAAGGCAGGAUUUGUUUGGGUUAUCUUGAUGAGCGCGAUCUGGGAGUGUGUAGGGUUCGUCACCCGCACGCUGAGUACGCGCAGUCAGCAGGACACGACUCUUGCUACUGUCACCCAGUUGUUCAUUCUUUUAUCUCCGCUAUGGGUUAAUGCAUUCGAUUACAUGGUUCUAGCUCGAAUGAUCUACUUCUUCGUGCCGGACCGUCGAAUCGGCAUCUUCAAACCCUCCUUGUUAGCUAUGAUUUUCGUCCUUCUGGACCUAGGCUCCUUCGUCAUCCAAUUGAUCGGCGGUACCAUGGCGGGGCCCGGAGCGGACAAUGCGACGAUGAUGAAGGGAAUUCACAUCUACAUGGGCGGGAUCGGAAUCCAGCAGUUCUUCAUUGUGCUUUUCCUCUUCAUCGCCGUCCAGUUCCAUCGCCAGAUGCUCCACCUUACACGCCAGGGUCGCCUGGUCGGCCCCAAGGCCCAAUGGCGCGGCUUGCUGUAUGCCCUGUACACGAGUCUGCUGUUCAUCACCGUGCGCAUCAUCUACCGGCUGGUGGAAUUCUCGUCGGGCAACGACGCCUCCAACCCCAUCCCACGCCAUGAGUGGUACAUGUACGUGUUUGACGCCGUGCCCAUGUGGUUUGCCAUCGUCGUGUGGAGCAUCGUCCAUCCGGGGGCGAUCAUCAAAGGGCCCGACGCGGAGAUGCCCCCGAGCCCGCUGCGCAAGAUCGGCUGUUGUGCUUGCUGCAGGAAGCCAAAGAAUAAGCACGGCAUGCGGAGAAUACCGGAGAAUGGCGAUGUCUUUCAAGAGGAUAUGUUGCCGUUGCAUGAGCGGGAUGCUUCUUCUUACAGAAGUUGAUGGCUAAUGCUUGAAGGUCAAGUAGAGGUCGGCAUUUCAUUCGCUCUCAUUUGACGCUAUGUUUUGAUGGUUUGGAUAUUGUCUUAUGCUUACCUUUCGUCACUGCCACCGGAGUGCAAAAAAGAAGGUCGGCGGUUGAGUAUGACUUUGGUCCAUCGUGCACAUCUUCCCACACUACUUGAAGUAUAUCUUUUGAGAUCUAUGUAUAUACUAGCAUCUGAUAUCUGAUCCCAUCUUCAGGAUAAUGAUAUAGUCAAAUCUGCACACGAC